UGACCACCGUGAGUCACAAGUAUCCUUCUGCCAAAUUCAGGUUUUCCGUAGACACGACAAUGGUAUAGCCGAGUUGACUGUCCUUGGUGAAUCAAUGUACUAGCGGCCAUGAUGUUUUCAGUGAACUUGGCGAAAAACUAGACAAAGCGAGUUCAACAUGAGCGUACCGCUACGAGCGAACAUCCAGCGGGGAAACCCGGAGAAGGUUUUUGAUUUGAUCGAAAAAGUUGGAGGAGGAACGUAUGGUGACGUUUUCAAGGCUAGGGUUAUUUCGACUGGGGAACUUGCUGCUGUAAAAGUUGUCAAAGUUGAACCAGGAGAUGAUUUUGAACUGAUUCAGCAAGAAAUUGCCAUGAUGCAGAAUUGUCAGCAUCCAAACAUCAUUCAGUACAUAGGCAGCUAUAUCAGGAGGGAUAAGCUAUGGAUUGCCAUGGAGUUCUGUGGAGCAGGAUCAGCUCAGGACAUUUAUUGUGUUACUGGCCCUUGUUCUGAGCCUCAAAUUUCUUUUAUUUGUGUUGAGACACUGAAGGGUCUUGCAUAUCUACAUGACAAAAACUUAAUGCACAGAGAUAUCAAGGGUGCAAAUAUCCUUUUGACAUCCCAAGGAAGCAUUAAGCUUGCUGAUUUUGGCAUUGCUGCAAGAAUAUCAGAGACCAUGACAAAAAGAAAAUCGUUUAUAGGAACCCCUUAUUGGAUGGCACCAGAAAUGGCAGCAGUAGAGAGAUUAGGUGGAUAUGACUUAAAGUGUGAUAUCUGGGCCGUCGGGAUUACAGCUAUCGAACUGGCAGAACUACAACCUCCCAUGUUUGAUUUGCAUCCUAUGAGGGCAUUGUACAAUAUAGGAAAAAGAAGUUUUGUUCCACCCACAUUGAAAGAAAAGGAUAAAUGGUCACCAGAACUUCACAGCUUUAUCAAAUCAGUUCUGCAGAAAAAUCCAAAGAAGCGUCCCCCAGCUGACAAAAUGUUAACACAUCCUUUUUGUUGCCAUGGUUACACCCACGCAGUGAUACAGGAUUUGUUAGACUUAUUCAAGAGAAAGUCAGAUAAGAAAGGCCGUGUUGGAGAACCAGAUGAUGAUGAUGACGAUGAUACAGCCCCUGUUGACGAGAAUGUUCAGGUCUUAACAAGAAUACGAUCCAGAAAAGUUCCUGAUAAUAAAAUUCAAGAGAGACGCAGUAUAUCAGGUUCUGAAGGAAAAUUGGAUGGAGUGCAAGUAGAGCCAAUGGUGAGCAGGGAAACAAGACCACAGCAUCAGACAGAAAAUGGACCACAAGAAGUACAUAAUGGAGACAUCAGUAUGAACAAUGAUGAUGACAGCGGAACAAUGAAAGUUCUCACUGAGACAGAUGAUGAGCCCCCACCCCUGCCCCCUAAGUUAAACAGGAAUUCUCAUUACCAAGUUCCACAAGCAAGUAUGAAACCAGUCCCUCCUCCGAAGCCAAUGCACUUGAAGGUGUCACGAGUUGCCAGUGCUCAAGAGGCUGGACGACACUCACCACAGGCAAAUCCAAGGAAAUUAUCAGACGUAGACGCACACAACAGGAUUCCACCUCCUAGCGUACCUCCUCCGAAACCUCCUGUUGGAGCUCGAGCAUCUGAUCCAGGAAGACUUUCAGCUGCAAAGAAGGCGUCUCAAGUUACAACAUGUUUUUCAAAGAUUUUCAAUGAAUGUCCUCUUCAUAUCUACUGCACUGGACUCUGGGUGGACCCUCACUCAGGAGAAAAAAACAUCAUUAUAGGAGCAGAGGAAGGCGUCUAUUCUUUAAACUUCAGUGAAAAGUUACAUGAAGCAGAAAUGGAACAGGUUUGUGCUAAAAGGUGUACGUGGUUGUCAGUGUUUCAAAAUGUGAUGGUGUCACUUCAAGGGUCUCCCAGCUGUGUGUAUAUGCACAAUUUAGAAACUCUUCAUGACAGACAACAGGCAUUCUUUGCCACAGUAACAAGGAACAAUAGAAUUUCAGAAACAAGAGGCUGCUCAAAGUGCUGUAUUGUGAAUAACCCGUACAACAGUCAAGUGUACCUUUGUGUGGCAGUUCAAAAGAGUGUCUUUCUUUAUCAGUGGUAUGAACCGUGGGGAAGAUUUAUGAAAGUCCAGUAUUAUGAUGUGGAUAUUCCAUCACCGCCUCCACUCUUUGAGCCACUCAUAAAGCAAGAUCUGGAAUAUCCACUGAUAUGUGUUGGAGUAAGACAACUAUCCGAUGGUAGCCUUCAUUUUGAAUGCGUUAAUUUGAAUUCUCUGUCCAACUGGUUCACGGAACUACCUGAAGGAAAGAAGCUAGAGGUUGAUACAGUUGACCACCUGGAAAAAGACACCGUGCUUGUAGCUUUUAAUAAUAUGGUUAGGUUUGUGAAUCUUGAUGGGAAGACCAAACAGUUUAGAAGACAAAUGUCAGAAAUUCAUUUUGACAUCAAACCAGAAUCUGUAGUUUGUUUACAAGGUAGCGUGCUUGCCUUUCAUGAACAUGGAUUACAAGGGAGAAGUCUUCACAGUGGCAAGAUCAACGUCGAAAUGAACGACCCUCGGCGCACGUUUAGACUUCUGGGAUGUGAGAGCAUUGCAGUGGUUGAAAGUAAACCUUCAGAUCAUCCGAAUGCGCCAUGUAAUCUCUACAUUUUGGCCAGCAAUAGAAAUCAACAGAGAUGAAUGAUUGAAUCUCCUCUGGGGAACUGGAUAUCAACUAUGGUGCAUACCCCGUGGGGGAUCUCUAAUCCCCGCCGGGGCAAAUUGUUCUAGUAUAACGUAGCCAAUAUAGUAACGCAAUCUACUUUGAAUUAGAUUUGUUAAACAUCGGUAUUAAUAUCGGGUUUAUUAUGUUAUGGUCCUUCGUUUUCAACUUUUGUAACGUGAUGGGUUGAAAGUAUUUAAAUAAUAGAAUUAAGCCCGAGGCUACCAUUUCAAUUAACAUGGGGUAUUUGUCUCAGUGAUCUUCAAUGACCAAUAUUUUUGAAUUCUUACAAGGCUGAUUUAAUAAAUAGAAGUCCUAAAGAUAUGAAGGAGCAGUGUCACGAUAGAGUCAGAGAGGAGACUAGGUCCAAGGUGACACGUAAAUGGAAUGUAGAAAAACGGCCUUCUGAUUGGUCCGUGUGGUCACGGCUCCCUAAUUGAUUAUGCCCUAUAUUGGCGCCUUUGUACACGUUGUACAAGACUACCUUCAAAUCAAAGGAAUUCUCGAACUACUUGUUUAUAAAGGUAAAAAAAUACCCAAAAGGUAAUAUUCAACCAAAAAGGAACACGAAUUGUUGACAUUGGAGAGGAUCGAGACGUAUUUUCAUGGUAGCCUUCUUUGCAACCGUCACUUGGGUCGUCACGCAGUGCUUCUCCCCACGCGUUGCGUGACAACCCUACUGUAUGCUGCGAAGGAGACCUGGGGUCGUGCGUGGCGUGAAAAUUUUUAUCGGAAUCUUUUUUGAAAGAUUUGGACCGAGUGCUUCAUCUGUAAAUAAGACAGUACCUUACAGAUAAAUAGCAAUUGUUCAUUUUCCUUUGACGAACAUGUUUCAUUUUUAUAGUAUAUAUUUCAAAGUUGUCUUAAGUUGUCUCAAAACAGUUUCCAAGCUGGAAAGAAUUACCAAGACUUAGAUUUUGAUGGGCAUUGUAACCACCAUUUAUCAGUUGACGCUACAAUCAUAU
This is a messenger RNA of Orbicella faveolata, 3631 nucleotides long. RefSeq names its product mitogen-activated protein kinase kinase kinase kinase 5-like. Gene Ontology annotation, cellular component: cytoplasm. Gene Ontology annotation, molecular function: ATP binding; MAP kinase kinase kinase kinase activity. Gene Ontology annotation, biological process: protein phosphorylation; intracellular signal transduction. The record is from RefSeq and is a predicted model, not a curated record. Lineage: Eukaryota; Metazoa; Cnidaria; Anthozoa; Scleractinia; Merulinidae.